Molecule: messenger RNA, 1086 nt
Organism: Panonychus citri (citrus red mite)
Lineage: Eukaryota; Metazoa; Arthropoda; Arachnida; Trombidiformes; Tetranychidae
Gene: Prosalpha3
Product: proteasome subunit alpha type-4-like
Exons: 5
Coding region: 122-925 (267 amino acids)
Biological process (GO): ubiquitin-dependent protein catabolic process
Cellular component (GO): proteasome core complex, alpha-subunit complex; cytosol; proteasome core complex
Source: RefSeq, a predicted model, not a curated record
GUUAUGCGCUGAGAAAAUUUUUCUCUCUGAUAGUUGAUCGGUUUUCUUUGAACUUUUUGAUUGUGAAUUUAAUUUGAUUUAAUUGUUUUCUUUUCUAAUUAACUGGUUAUCUUUUUUAAUCAUGGCUCGUCGUUAUGAUACCAGAACAACUAUUUUCUCACCUGAAGGGAGACUUUACCAGGUUGAAUAUGCAAUGGAAGCUAUUGGUCAUGCUGGUACCUGUCUUGGUAUCUUGGCUUCAGAUGGAAUAGUUUUAGCUGCUGAAAGGAGAAAUACUAAUAAAUUGCUUGAUGAAGCUUUUUCUGCUGAGAAAAUUUACAAGCUUCAUGAUGAUAUGGCUUGUAGUGUUGCCGGUAUUACUUCUGAUGCUAACGUUCUUACCAAUGAACUUCGUCAGAUUGCUCAGCGAUAUCUUUUACAAUUCGGAGAAAGCAUACCCUGUGAGAGAUUAGUUAGUCAUCUUUGUGAUAUCAAACAAGCGUACACUCAGUAUGGUGGUAAACGACCAUUUGGUGUUUCUAUCCUUUACAUGGGAUGGGAUCGUCAUCAUGGAUUCCAAUUAUACCAAUCUGAUCCAAGUGGAAAUUAUGGCGGAUGGAAAGCUACAUGCAUUGGUAAUAACAGUGCCGCUGCAGUGUCCAUGUUGAAACAAGAUUAUAAAGAAGGACAAACCAAUCUUGAUCAAGCCUUAGCUCUUGCUGUUAAAGUUCUUAGCAAAACUCUAGAUAUGAACAAGUUAACUACAGAUAAAUUGGAAAUUGCUACUUUAACCCGUGUCAACAAUGGAACUAAAAUUCGUGUUCUAACACACGCAGAAGUGGAAAAAUUAAUCAAGGCAUUCGAAGUGGAGGAAGAAGCUCGAAUUAAAAAAGAGAAAGAAGAAAAAGAGAGAAAACAACAUGCUGAAAAAGAAAAAUCCAAGUGAUGAUUUUUUAUUUCUACCGAUAAACAUUACAAAAAUUCAAUACACAAAAAAAUAAAUACUCUUCCAGAGUAAUUACUUUAUAACAAUUAAAAGAGGAUGAAACUUUUGUUAUAAAUUAAAGGAGAAACAAAAAGUUCUAACGACUAUUUCGGAUUCUAUAA